This is a messenger RNA of Alternaria rosae, 1113 nucleotides long. RefSeq names its product carbonyl reductase. The record is from RefSeq and is a predicted model, not a curated record. The transcript is spliced from 4 exons. Gene Ontology annotation, molecular function: oxidoreductase activity. The coding region runs from base 141 to 1013 and encodes 290 amino acids. Lineage: Eukaryota; Fungi; Ascomycota; Dothideomycetes; Pleosporales; Pleosporaceae.
GUGACGUAUCGACCUUCUUAACUCCGAGCAGCGAAGCUCUUUCGAUGAUGAUUAAUGGGACAAUGUGGUGAAGAUACCCUAGAAUAUCAGUCCCCUCUUCCUUCCACCAAACACCGAUCAAUUGAAGUACCAAAACAACGAUGUCAUACAGCAGAGUAGGAGUCGUCACCGGCGCGAACAAGGGUAUCGGACGCGCCAUAGUCCAGCAGCUCGCCCUGCAAUACCCCAAGUCGCCGCUCAACAACGGACCCUUUCUGAUUUACUUGACGGCUCGCGAUCAGAGCAGGGGAGAAGCUGCCCUCAAAGAUUUGGAGCAAGAUGCGGCAUUGAAGCAGGCCAAGGCAUUGAAGGCCGACGGCGGGCUCUCCGAGAUCAAGUUUCAUUUGCUUGACAUCACAAGCAGCAGCAGCAUCAAGACCCUUGCGGAGCACUUGAAGCAGGCUCACGGAGAUGGCAUUGAUUUUGUCAUCAACAAUGCUGGUAUUGCGAUGGACGGCUUUAAUGCCGACGUCGUCAAGACUACCCUCGACUGCAACUACUACAAGACGCUCGAAGCGUGCCACACCUUCCUCCCCCUCCUCAAACCAACCGGUCGCAUCGUAAACCUCGGCAGCAUGGCCGGCAAACUUAACAAGUACUCCGAAGAAGUUCGCAACCGCUUCCUCGCCUCCAAGACCGAAGAAGAUGUUACAAGCAUCAUGAAGGACUUUGUUGCUGCCGUUGCUGCUGGCAAGGAGAAGGACGCUGGCUUCCCUAGUGCAGGGUAUGCUGUGAGCAAGGCCGGAUUGAUUGGAGGUACACGAGCGCUGGCCAGGCAGGAGAAGGAAAAGGGAAGCAAGGUCUUGAUCAAUACCUGCUGCCCAGGUUAUGUCAACACGGACAUGACUAAGGGCAACGGAACAAGGACUGUAGAAGAAGGCGCCCAAACUCCUGUACUACUCGCUAUCCACGAUAUCCAGAACAAGACAGGUACAUUCUGGCAAUACGAGAAGGAGAUUGACUGGGUUGGCUAGAAGUAUAGAAGAACAGAAACAAAUGAAUACUCCAUGAUCAGUCUCGACAGUGGUCUCAUUCAGGCUUGCGAUCAAUGAGUUACGCGCUUACAUGCAGACA